AUCUGUUCUAUCAGUACAAUCCCUAUGGGCCAUUAUGGGGUAACAUGACAUGGGGUCAUUCAAUAUCAUAUGAUCUUGUCAACUGGAUUCAUCUUGACUUUGCACUCGUGAGGACAGAUCCUUAUGAAAUCAAUGGUUGCUUUUCUGGUUCAACCACAUUCCUUAAUCCGGGAAAACCGGUCAUUCUAUACACUGGAGUCGAUAAGGAGAAACGUCAGACUCAAAACUUGGCAUUGCCUAAGAACCUGUCCGAUCCAUUUCUACGUGAAUGGCAGAAAUCUCCUAGGAAUCCUUUGAUGAGGCCUGUUGAUGAUAUUCUGCCAGAAUACUUUAGGGAUCCAUCAACUGCCUGGAAAGGUCCUGAUGGGUGGAAAGGUCCUGAUGGGAAAUGGAGGGUUAUAGUGGGUAAUGAAAUGAAUGCUGGUGGACAGGUACUUCUAUAUAGAAGCAAAGACUUUUUAAGAUGGACUAGGAGCAAGAAUCCCCUUCACUCAUCCAACAAAACUCCAAUGUGGGAGUGCCCUGAUUUUUACCCUGUGAGUAUCAAUGGUAUGUAUGGAGUUGACACCUCUUCACAGGAUAAAUUCACCAAAUAUGUCCUGAAGGCAAGCAUGUUCCCUUUGGACCAUGAUAAAUACAUCUUAGGAAGCUAUUCAGUGAAAAAUGAUCAUUUCUCUCCUGAUACUGAUUUCAAAGGUGAUGCUUCUGAUUUACGGUAUGAUUAUGGGAAAUUUUAUGCUUCUAAGUCAUUUUUUGAUAGUUCUAAGAAGAGAAGGAUAUUGUGGGGAUGGAUAAAUGAAGCUGGUACUGAACCAGAUGUCAUCAAGAAAGGUUGGUCUGGGCUUCAGUCAGUUCCUAGAAGUAUUCUGCUUGGCAAAAAUCACAAGCAAUUGAUUCAGUGGCCCAUCAAGGAAGUAGAGAAACUGCGGAUGAAGAAAGUGAGCUUCCAUGAUAAAGAGCUUAAGGGUGGAUCUGCAGUAAAAGUUCCUGGCAUCACAGCAUCGCAGGCAGAUGUGGAAGUUUUAUUUAAUUUGCCAAGUUUAAAAGAAGCUGAACUGAUGGAUCCAAGCUGGGUUGUUCCUCAACUUCUCUGUAGCCAAAAUGCAGCAUCUGUUAGAGGAAAGUCUUUUUUCGCAUCUUUAGAAGCAUCCAUGACAAAUGUGUUGUGCUCGUGUAGUGAUCAGAGCAGAUCUUCUUUGAGGGAAGGACUUGACACAACCACAUAUGGGGCUUUCAUGGAUAUAGACCCUAGCCAUGAGAAGAUUUCACUGAGAACAUUGAUUGAUCAUUCAAUCAUAGAGAGCUUUGGUGGGGAAGGAAGAAGUUGCAUCACUGCCAGGGUAUAUCCAAAAUUGGCCAUUGGUAAUGAAGCAGAGCUGUAUGCAUUCAACAAUGGCACUCUGGAUGUCACCAUCUCAAGCCUCAAUGCUUGGAGCAUGAAGAAAGCUCGUCUGGCUUCUUUCAAUAAAAGAAGGAAGCCACUGAUUUAACUGAAGCAAAAAUACCCAGAUGCAUCCAAAACAUUAUCUUAGCAAUAUUUGUAUAAAUCCUGCAUUACUAAACUAAAUAAAGAACUUUCCUUUCAUGGAUCAAUUUUUUUAUGCAAGUAAAGAUCUUUUCUGUGGAAUUUUAUGAUCCUUGUGAUGCAUGAAAUCAAAUCUUUUACAUGCU
This is a messenger RNA of Rubroshorea leprosula, 1671 nucleotides long. NCBI's taxonomy places the organism in Eukaryota, Viridiplantae, Streptophyta, Magnoliopsida, Malvales, Dipterocarpaceae. The record is from the annotation of a GenBank genome assembly.